CUGUUUUCUAUCAAAUCGAGCCAGUCAUAGCAAUUUGCGAAGUCGAUAAAUGAGAAAAAUAAGGCUGUUCCACAGUACCUUUGCCUAGCAAAAUUUGUAGGAACUGAAACAAAUAAAAACUAUUUUCGUUCUUACUUACCUUACGUCAAAAAAGUGUUAGUGAAUUAAAUUUGGUGGUUUAUUUCAAUAUUUUUCAGUAAAUUGAGUAAAUGGUAGAAGAAAAGGGGGUGCAAUGAUUAAUCAUAUGUUGAAAUAAUGACUAUAUCAAUGAAAGAACAAGAUCAAAUGCCUGGGGAGAUGGCAUUCCCCGAGGCCAAAUUAAAGGCACUGGAAGAGAAGAUUUCACAUCCUCGCUGGGUUGUGCCCGUGCUUCCUGAACAGGAGCUGGAGGCACUGCUCGUUGCUGCCACUGAGCUGGCAGCAAAAGGUGAAGAUGCAAACCACCCGGCGUGUCAGAGAUUCUAUAAUGAUGCCCUCACAGUGUCCUUUACAAAGAUACUAACAGAUGAUGCAGUCUCAUCUUGGAAGAAUAACAUACAACAAUGUGUCCGUUCAAACUGCGAGAAGCUUGUAAAACUAUGUGCAAUGAAACUAGAUGAUCCAAGAUUUCUGCAUUUAUUAUCAAUGGCAUUCAAUCCAAAUAACAAAUUUCACACAUUUAAUGCAUCUAGGACUUCUGAAGGUCUUUCUAUCACACCGCCUGGACAGGGUACAGCACAAGAGGCUGAAGUGUUUGCAAGGUCGCAGGAUCAUCGCACGCCGAGAGGAUGGCUGGUCCAUCUUGUUAAUGUGUUUGGGCAGGCAGGUGGCUUUGUUAAACUCCGUGAAAGGUUUGAAACAAUCAUGGGGUUCCAAAAGGCAGAGUUGACAUCAUCCAUUACUUCAGAGGAAAAAGUCUCUACAGAAAUAAUAGAAAAAGAAAAUGAAGAAACUAAAAGUGAUAAAGUUGAAAACACAGAAAUAGCACCAGUUAAUGCUGACAGUGGAGAAUUCUCGAUCCCGGCACGCAGCGAGCAGCCUUCGUCGUUAGAACAGUCUACCAGCGGGGAGACUCGCGUGGCGUCCGUGUGGCAGCUGCUGCGGCCUCUGGGGCUCUGCCACGACCUCCUCACAUCACACACCGUUACCACGUACCUGUUACCUGUACUUGAAUGUAUCCCAACACUGCUGGAAAGUUUAACUGACGAAGAAUUGAAGAGGGAGGCGCGUGGUAGCGAGAAUAAGACUGACAUUGUUUCCUGUUUAAUUCGCGCAUGUAAAUACGUCUCAGUGAAAACACCCCAGCAUCACAGUUUACUCAAAUCACUUGAAAUGUUUCGUUUAAAAAUGAUAUUGCGAUUGCUGCAAAUGUCUUCAUUCAACGGGAAGAUGUCAGCUCUGAAUGAAAUCAAUCAACUCAUCAGUACAUUUUCUCAGCAACCAAAACCAGAGUGGCUCACGCCUGCUGUUAUUACAAAUUGGAUCCGAGAAAAUAAAGUAGUGGACAUAGUUUUACGAGACUCCCUCCACCAGCCGCAGUACGUCGACAGACUAGAGAAAAUGCUUAGGUUUAUGAUAAAAGAGAACUCACUGACGCGGGACGAUCUAGACGCCAUCUGGAAGGCGCAGCAUGGCAAGCACGAAGCCAUUGUUAAGAACUUGCAUGAUUUGUUAGCCAAACUGGCUUGGGACUUCACCCCCGAUCAACUUGACCAUUUAUUUGACUGUUUUAAGGCGAGUUGGGCCACAUCAAGCAAAAAGCAAAGUGAUAAACUACUAGAAGUAAUAAGGAGAUUAGCAGAAGAUGACAAAGAUGGUGUAAUGGCAAACAAGGUAUUAGUACUUUUCUGGAACUUGGCGCACUCAGAUGAAGUUUGUACGGAAAUAAUGGAUGUUGCAUUAGCUAAUCUUAUAAAAAUAUUGGACUACAGUUGUAGUCAAGACCGAGACGCUCAGAAGACGCUGUGGUUAGACAAGUGUGUAGAAGAACUGAAAACAAAUGAGAAGUGGGUGUUACCAGCACUGAAGAUGAUGCGCGAGAUAUGUUGCUUGUACGAGGCGGGCGGCGGCACGGGGCUGCGGCCGCACGUCACGCGCCAGGAGCUCAUCGACCGCCUGCAGACGCAGCACUCGCUCGUCAUACUCGUCACCGACUCCCUCACGCAUUACAUGGAAGCUGUGCGGAACAAACUAACAGAAGAAGGAGAAAUAGAUUGGGACAACUGGCAACCAGAUGGUAGAUACCCACAUGCAGCUCAAGUUCAUGAACGACUCAGUUUCCUGAGGUUUCUGUUGAAAGACGGACAACUGUGGCUGUGCGCAGAACAAGCAAAACAGAUAUGGGUGUGUUUGGCUGAGAAGCCUGCACACCUCGGUGACCGGGAGGCGUGUUUCCGAUGGUUCAGCAAAUUGAUGGGGGAGGAGCCUGACUUAGAUCCUAACAUUAAUCUACAUUUUUUUCGAAGGAACAUUAUGACAUUAUCACCGAAUUUACUAACCCACGCUGGUAUCAAGUGUUUUGAAAGAUUUUUCAAGGCAGUGAACUCCAAAGAAGGCAAACUGAAAGUAAAGCGACGUAGUUUUCUACUUAACGACGCAGAUCUCAUAGGCUUAGAUUAUUUAUGGCGGGUGAUAACGGAGUGCGACGACGAGAUCUCCGCGCGCGGCAUCGAGCUGCUGCGCGAGGUGUGCACGUGCGUGGGCCCGCAGCUGUCGGCCGCGCACCACCACGAGGCCUUCCUCACGCACUGCUGCGCGCGCACGCAGCGCAUGCAGAAGGACAUGGACACGCACGAAGAUUCGUCAGAGGGUUGUACAAGAAUGUGUAGGGUGAUUCGUGCCAUACAAGAAUACAUAAAUGAAUGUGAUAGAAGGUUUUCAGCUGAGCGGCAGAUCUUACCUAUCUAUAGGUCAGGUCGGGGGAGGCAGUGUACGAUUAUAGUCAGAUUUAAUUUCCAAACUGGCCAAAGACAAGUUGAAGAUAUUGAACUGUUCUCACACUCUAAUGAGACGCUGCAUUCGUUACGCGCCUCCAUUCAAAGAAGGCUGAAGACUGCUUCAGAAAGUAAUAUAAAGUUAGAGCUAUAUGUAAAUAAGUUGGAGCUGUAUGUUAAUGGGGAAUUAUUAGAUUCUAGUCACGAUAGAAAAAUUCUCUCGCAAAUACCGCUUCGUGACAAAACUGUGAUUGUUGCUAAGGUUUAUGAUGGGCAAGUAUGUGGCAGCGGCGGCUGUGGUUCGUCUAACGAGUCCAGCAGCGAUUCCAGUACUUCUUCACCUCCCUUGUCGCCUACACCGGAGCACGCUUUACCUGGCGUUCUUUUCGCGCAAGGGUCGUGGUAUCUGCCAUUUAUAUUAGACUUGGAACAUAUUGGCAUAACCAAGGGACAUGGUCCCCUUACCGAAGCGGCGCAUCUACUCUCACAGAUUUGCCCAGCGCAUAAGCAAACUGUAGAAAAAUUAACAGAAGCUUUGCUAUGUAGAGAAGACACAAAAUUGAGGGAUAUGCUUUACGGCCCAGCUCCGCCCACGGUAGCUUAUAAUGUUGAGGUGUUAUACAGCAUGGUGAUGCCAUCUUCAGACACGCGAUUGGAACGCUGUCGCAGUUUUCAGAUAGCUUGCGUCAAGAAAGCUCCACUGCUAGUCCAGUGCUUGUCUGACAAGGACUUUCUGCGCGCUGCACCACAUACGCGGAGGGUCGGCUACUUAGCUCUAGUGAGGCUAGCCAAACUGGCGUUAUACACGCUUGGCCACCUUUUCGAAAUAUUAGCUCCUGACGGCACUGAAUCAACUCUCGAUAAGGAAUUCAGAAGGGAUGUGACUAUACUACGCGAAGCCUUACAGACGGUGCCCAACCAUAGUUGCGAAUUGAUGGUCAAGGCUAUUUCUGAGAAGCUAGCCAAUGCGUUGGGCGAACAGGUGGUGAUCAGUGGCGAGGACAGUGACUCAGUGUCUACGUUAGUGUGGUGGCGUGUGCCGACCGCGGCCACUGUCCGCGCUCUCUACAGCCUCGCUUACUCUGUGGCACAGCCGUCAGAGAUCAGCGGUAUCGUUCACCCUGAUGAUGUUACACUUGUCCGGGAAUGUAUGGAAGUAGUGACCAUCUGUAUGGCGCUGAACGGCGGCCAUCUGGAGAAUAACUUAUUAAAUGAGACAUGGUGGCAGGAUACUGCGUUGUUCCUAAUGAUUGAUUGCCCGAACCCUCAGGUUCGCGUAUCAUGCGCGGAGCAGCUGCUAGCCAUGUGCGCGUGGGGCGGCGGCGGCGGCGCCCGGGCUGCGCUGGCGGCGCUGGGCGGCGCGGCGCAGGUGGCGGCGCCGGCGGGCACGUCCCCUGCCACGGCUCGUGCUCCGGCCGCGCGCCUCACGCGGCACCCGCGCCACGCGCAGCAGUUCCUGCAGCUACUGUGUAGACUGGUGGCUCUGGCCGGGCCCACGUCACGCACGCUCGAUGAUCUCGCUCUUGAGGUGGCAUGGUUACGAGCAGUCCGUGCCAACCCUUUAUCGCUGGACGACACGCUGUUAGAAGGGCAUCUCAACCUCACCAAGGAGUUAUUCGCGCAUGUACCAGCGCAGGUUAAAUACCAGUAUGGCGCACAUCCAGACCACAAGGAUGCGGGACUCAUAAAGGAAGUGACGACGGAGUUCCUGUGGCCGUACUCGUGGGCGUGGUGCGCGGUGCCGCUGCGCGGCGGGCGAGGCGGGCGCGGAGCCGGCGCCGCUGUGCUGUGCACGCCCGCCGCCGCCGCCGCCACCGACCUGCUGCUCGCGCUCGUGCAUGCCUGCGUGCCCAACAUGGCUGCGCUCGCUAAUCUGCUCGAGCAUAUGUUUUAUAGCGACAAGAGCAUGCCGCUGGCGGAGUGGGAGUACAUGCCGUGCGUGGGGCCGCGGCCGGCGGCGGGGCUGGUGGGGCUGAAGAACGCGGGCGCCACGUGCUACAUGAACUCCGUGCUGCAGCAGCUCUACUGCGUGCGAGCUGUGCGGGACGCGCUGCUCACCGUGCAAGGAGCUGCAACAGACCCAAAUGAAGAUUUUUCUGGUGAAACUCAUCAUCACACUAUUGUAGAGAAUAAUAUUGAGAACAAUGCAGAUUACAACAUCACGAUUUUAAAACAAGUACAAGCAAUUUUUGCCCAUCUACACUAUAGCAAGCUACAAUACUACAUCCCUAGGGGCCUUUGGGCACAUUUCAGGCUUCAAGGUGAACCCGUAAACUUACGUGAACAGCAAGAUGCGGUAGAGUUUUUUAUGUCGCUGGUAGAAUCUUUAGACGAAGCGUUGAAAUCAUUGGGCCAGGAACAACUAAUGGCUAAAACUAUGGGUGGUACAUACUCAGAUCAGAAGAUUUGUAAGGGCUGCCCUCAUAGGUACUGUAAGGAGGAACCAUUCAGUGUCGUGUCUCUGGACAUCAGGAACAUGUCCCGUUUACAGGAAUCCUUAGAAGCUUAUGUUCGGGGAGAGCUGCUAGAAGGCGCCGAUGCUUAUCAUUGUGACAAGUGUAAUAAAAAAGUGGUAACUGUGAAGCGGCUUUGUCUAAACAAACUACCUCCAGUGUUAGUUAUACAGUUGAAAAGGUUCGAAUAUGAUUUCGAAAAAGUAUGUGCUAUAAAAUUCAAUGACUACUUCGAGUUUCCGCGGGAGUUGGAUGUCGAGCCUUACACAGCAUGGGGCCUGGCUCGGGCCGAGGGCGACUCGUCACUGUGGGAGGGUGGCGAGGAAAAGGCGCAAGAGACUCAUUACCAACUUAGCGGCAUUGUGGUACACUCUGGACAGGCCUCUGGUGGACACUAUUACUCAUACGUAUUAUUGAGAGACAACGGCAGCGAGACGGGACGAUGGGUGAAGUUAGACGACGGUGACGUAUCGGAGUGCGGCAUGCACGACGACGAGGAGAUGAAGGCGCAGUGCUUCGGCGGCGAGUACAUGGGCGAAGUGUUCGAUCCGAUGUUAAAGAGAGUAUCAUACAAGCGACAGAAAAGAUGGUGGAAUGCGUACAUGCUGUUUUACACAAGGAAGGAUACCAUCGAAAAUCAGUCGGCUCUAGAACAGUCAAUGCAGAAUUUGACCAUGAAGGAAAAUAUCAUACCUCGUCCUAUCUGGUUGUCAGUACGUCGCAGUAAUAUUGCAUUUUCUCACAAUCAAGACCAGUUCAGUCUUGAGCAUUUCAAUUUUAUGAAGAAACUUUGUUGUAUGCGGCUACAAAUGCUCCCAGGAUCUCAAAGCGCUGUAUGGGGGCCCGAACACGAAGAGAUGUCGAUGUUAGCGGUGCAACUGGCAACGAAGUUCUUGUUCCAAGUAGGGUUCCGAACAAAGAAGACAUUACGUGGCCCCGCGGCCGACUGGCACGACAUACUGUGUCAACACUUGCGAUGCUCACAGGUCGUCCGAGCUUGGUUUGCUACUGAUCUCUUCAAACAUCCACAUAGAUUGUGUGACUACUUAUUAUCGUGUCCAACGGCUGAAGUGAGAAUAGUAUUUAUGAAAAUCAUCGUCUUUUUGGCGCAUUUCUCAGUUCAAGAUCCGCCAGUGAGCAACGGUUUCGGCGUGUGGUGCUCGCGCGAGGAGGCGCAGUCGCUGUCGGACCAGCUGCUGUGCAGCGCGCGGGCCCUGGCGGCGCCGCACCACGACGCGCACGCCAUCCGCCACCUGCCGCUGCUCUUCAACCUCUUCCACACCUACGCCAGCCUCGGCCUCAGCGAGAAGCUGCAGCUGCUUAGGCUAAAACUCCUCGACGUCGUUUUGUCUGUUUGCAUGGAUGAAUCGAACACAAUGGGAAAAUACCAGUAUCCAGAGUCGGCCAAAAUUCAUCAGGUGGUGUGCGCGCUGGUGCGGUGCUGCGACGUGAGCGCGCUGCGGUCGGCGCUGGCGAGCGAGGGCGCGGCGCCGCUGCCCAACCCCUACGCCGAGCCGCACGCGCCGCGCCCCGCGCUCUCGCCGCAGGCCGCCGACGUGCUCUACAACCGCACCGGGACUUACAUGAAAAAAUUGACUGAAGAGUGUUGUGGCUGCGAGGAAGGUAUAAGAUUACUACAGUUCCUGUGCUGGGAGCACGCGGGCUGGUCGCGGAUCGCGCUGGCCGAGCUGCUGUGGCAGAUGGCGUACGCGUACUGCCACGAGCUGCGCCGCCACUCCGACGCGCUCACUGCGCUGCUGCUCAUGGAGGACAGCUGGCAGCAGCACCGGAUACAUAACGUCAUCAAGGGCGUGUCGGACGAGCGUCCGGGGCUGCUGGAGACGGCGGCGCGGGCGCGCGGGCACUACCAGAAGCGCGCGUACGCGUGCGUCAAGCUGCUGGUGGGCGUCAUGUGCGCGCCGCCCGUGCGCGUGCACGCGCAGCCCGACGCGCGCCGCCGCUGGCGCCAGCUGCUCGCCUGGCUGCAGGACGAGCUCGACCGCAAGUAUGGCCCUGGCUACGGCUCUUACGGCACGUGGUCUCCGCCCGGUACAUCAAACGAGACGUCGAGCGGAUACUUCCUCGAGCGUAGCAACUCUGCUAGGAAAACACUCGAAAAAGCGUACCAACUAUGCCCCGAAGAGGAAGACGAAGAAGAAGAGGAGGGUCGCGAGGGCGCGUCGGGCUCGGGCUCGGGCGACGCGGCGGACGACAGCGCGGACGAGGAGGAGGCGCCCGCGCCCGCCGCCGCCGCCCGCGCCGCGCGACCCGCUGCCGCCGCUGUGAGCGUCUCUCUAGUCCCGCCCCGCGUACACUUAUUUAUGUAACUUACAUGUUCCGCUUUAAAAGUACCAUAGUAUUUAUUAUUCGCCGUUAGGAUUCGUCGUAGUGCUCUCUCGGCGGUCGACUGUAUCGGUCGUUCGGCUCCGUGCCGAGGAACGCGCCUCGCCGGUCUCGAUUGCGUGAAUCGUUGAGAAUCGAAAGGACGGUCACUUCGAGUCGGCUUGAAAUAUUGUUUGGUCCCCAAAUAUUUUCUCCUUAUAUGUUCACCGACACGAGAAGCAAUCUCCUCUAGAAAUAAGUUUUGUUUAUCUGUGCAAAAUAUCUGAAAAUAGUUGUGAAUUCGCAACACACUAUGAGACCGAGUUUUAAUCUAAUCUAUGAAAUGAACAAUACUUGAAAUAAUGCUUUUGUUAAAAUAGUUCAUCUGAUGCAUUUUAAAAUAGUGAUAGAUAGCAAUUUUUUACUUUUAGUCCAGAGAUGAUAAACAUGAAUUAGAAAAGUUUUACACAGUACAUAACGCAUAGGAUCGUAUAACAAAGUAUAAAGCUAGGUGCUAUCUAUUAGAGUCACGUCGUUGAUUUUGAUUGUGCUCGCUUGCUUGUUUACUUGUUUUGUUCGAACUUAUGAGCUUUUGACGUUCACGAUCUAAUUAAUAAGAUUGCAGUACGUUUUGUCAUUUUAAUAAUACUGCAUUUCUUUAUAUAUUAAUUAUAUUAUACAUUUUGUUUAAAUUACUAUAAUAUAUAAUUGCCGUAAAUAACCUACCGGUAUAGUGACGACACACUUUAACCAAGUUGUAUUGAAUAAUCAAAAAAUCUCCUAUAAAUACGUUUUAAUAUAAUAAUAUGGACUUUUAUAGUCUGAAUCGACAUGGAAAUGUAGGAGUGCACAUUUUGACAAUUCCUUUGCCUUCAUCACACAAUUUGUUUGUACAUGUUUACAAUUAAAUUUGAAAUCCUUACAACCACCUUACAAACGUCACUACACAAGUAGACGAUAUAUUGAGAAAUCUAAUUAUUACGGUAUGGUGAUAUGGUAAAGUAAUAAAUUUUAAUCAGAAUCCCGGUCAAUUAAAUUUAACAAUUGAAAUUCAUCUACUACACCUACAUAAUAUUUGGCAAAGCUCAAAUACUCUACAAAAUCAAACAAUUUGUAAUAGACAUCAAUAUUUAGGGACCGAGUUCAUUGCAAAAUACUUCACUUAUAAAUAUUGCUUUUAAUUGUGACAUUUUCAAUGGUCAUUUUUAUAUCAAUUAUAUUAGAUAAGAACUGUAGAUCUUUCUAAACUGAGUCAUGUUUUGAAAUAAUUGUGAUCACGAUGUUUAUGAGUGAAGUAAAAUUUAAUGUACAUAGUAAAAAUACAAAUUAUUGAGGCCAGAGAACACAUAUUGGCCUAACUCUGACUAUGUAAACAAUGUUUAAUAUUUCAGUUUUUUAUUUGCUAGAUGUAUUAUUAUAAUAAAAUAAACUUAGUUUUAAUUCAGUGGAAAGUGUAGAUAUAGGUAUUAACGACUAGUCUAACAGGAAAAUGUUGCCACUAUGUCAAUGUUCUGCUUUGUAAUAUAAUGUUAUUUAUUUUUAUAUUUCACGACGGUUGUAUAAUAUUUUCCUUUUUUUCUAGUGGUAAAAUUGUUGUAACAUCCAGGCUAUCAGGCGAUGCAGACGCUCUGGCCACUCGCUCGCAUGCGUCACGGACGCUCUUGUCAUAGUCACUUGUAGCCAUUGAAGUUUGCACUUCGCAUUCUACUAGUAUUUUACAAAUAUAAAACCACCGUGAUAUUCUGUGAGUAUUCAUUGUUUUCAUUAAUUUUAUCAUAAUGAGCCUUCAAAUUUUGGUCACAUAGACCGUGUGCCUUAUUUUAAUUUUAUUUGCUCAAUGCUUGCACCUGAUAGUCUGUAUAUUGAUCUAUUAACAAGUUUUUAUUUAAGACUGUUAUGUCAUUCAUUUUGCAUGUAAACAAUAUAUUUCGAUAAUUAAAUAACAAAGUAUUUAAACAAUGUGAUAAAAAUAGAAUUUAAAUUUUAUUGCUUAUUAAACACCAAGCAGUGUUUAUAUGUUAAAGUGAAUGAUGUCAAGUCGUGAUUUUAUUUUGGCUUUAAAAAUUAAAAGAAGUCGCUUUUUAUCAUGGUUUUAAUAAGAAAAUACAGACAUCCAAAAUCACAAGUUGUAAUGAUUGAUAUAGUACAGAUUAGCAUUGUGAAUAAUUAGAUACCUGGUCGAUAAAAUGCUGAUUGUUGUUAAUGUUAUUACCAAAGAUGGAGUUAUAGAUAAAGGGAAUAUGGUGGCCCUUUUCUUACUAGCUUAAUAAUUGAAAUGUUUUGUAUCUUUUAUAAAAUGCAAAGUUAACGAUAUUAUGUUGAAACGAGAUAAAAUGUGAUUGAUCUUAGAUAGGUGAACCGCUGAUUCGUGUUUAGAAACAAAUGAAUCUAUAUACUGGUAACUAAUCACAUCUAGCAGAUGUAUGAUUCUCGGAGCGAGUUUCGAAAUCUUGUAAAUAUCAUCAACCGGAUGUCAAACUCAACAUUAACUUCAUUCUAUUUUAUAUUCACAAAAUUCGUAAAUAGGACUUAAAUAGCAGUGGAAUCCCCAAAAACAAAUAAGUUAUAAACAAAAAGAAAUGCAAUUUUUUUAUAUUGAAAAUUUUGUAAUGUAGCAUAUUAUUAUAUUGACUUAUAAAAUACCAAUUUAUUUGGCAGAUAUAAUGUUGGAAUUAUUCACUGUAAUUCGCAUGCAGUUUUCACGAGAACAGUGUAAAAUGUGUAUUGAUAGAAUUAUUAUAAGAUCAGUUGAGUUUUGUAUAACAUUUCUAUGGCAAAUAUAACGAAAUGGCAUUUGAAGAUUAUACAAGAAUGCUCAAACAAGCAUUCAUACAGAUAUUAUACUAUUCAAAUCAAGAAAUAAAUUCAUAAAAUCUU
Helicoverpa armigera (cotton bollworm) is the source of this 10564-nucleotide messenger RNA. It is a transcript of the gene faf, whose product is annotated as probable ubiquitin carboxyl-terminal hydrolase FAF-X. Gene Ontology annotation, biological process: cell migration; protein deubiquitination. Gene Ontology annotation, molecular function: cysteine-type deubiquitinase activity. NCBI's taxonomy places the organism in Eukaryota, Metazoa, Arthropoda, Insecta, Lepidoptera, Noctuidae. Gene Ontology annotation, cellular component: nucleus; cytosol. The record is from RefSeq and is a predicted model, not a curated record.